AUGGACAGCUAUAGGCAAAUCGUUGCCUCCUCCAAAGAUCCCGGGGAAAAGCGAGAUCUCCCAUGGGGAUUCUCGAUCUACCACUGUUCUUACAGGGACGAGAGCGUCUGUAAUCGUCUACUCCAGUACAUAGAGGAACAGGUUAAAGCCGAUCUUGAAGGCAACCAGAGAAUGGACCUUCUACUACAUCACCAGCUGGUCAUCAACAAUGACAUGGCGAAAGUCAAUAGUGCUACAUCCCAUGAGAUUCGGAACCAUUUCAACGAAUGGGUUGCAGAUCAACUGCCCCAGGUCGUCGCCAGCCCUGAAAUGCUCGAAUAUCUCCAAUCUCAGAAACUUCCUGAUCAUCUAGGUCCACAGUACGGCCUCGGUGCGCGGUUCGAUCCUGUUGUCAAGGUUCUGUCAGGGUUCUGGGGCAAUAUGACUCCCCAGGAGAGGGAAUACCAAAUUCAUCCUGAUUGGCAUGAUGGAGAAACAGAUGAUGAACUCGAAAUGGCUGGCUGGAUGUAUAUUCCCAUACAAACUUAUGUGCGGUCGUAUGAUGGUCUGGAACAGCCGGGGGAUUGGGAUGAAUAUUAUGUACGGCCACCCUUGAUGUUGAACGGAUCCAGUGCAUUAUUACAUCUAGACGAAGAGCUCGCUCAAAUUGACCGUGAGUCCUGA
This is a messenger RNA of Penicillium roqueforti, 663 nucleotides long. RefSeq lists its product as uncharacterized. The transcript has 2 exons. Lineage: Eukaryota; Fungi; Ascomycota; Eurotiomycetes; Eurotiales; Aspergillaceae. The coding region runs from base 1 to 663 and encodes 220 amino acids. The record is from RefSeq and is a predicted model, not a curated record.